UGCUUCUUUAUUCCCGGCGAUGGUGGCGACCUGGGUUUGCUGAGUUUGAGGAAUCCACGGAGCUUCGCCAGGAUGUGAGUGAGUUUUUUGUGUAAUUCUUCUGGGACAGAUGAGUGAGAUUUAUAGAGAUUGGUGUUAUGAAUGUUGAACGUUGUUCCAAAUCUGAUUGUGUUGUGUCGAAUCGCAAGUGUCGUGAAUUGGUUGUGGUCUAAGGUUGGCCUCAGCCGCAGAGAAAAAUUGAGCAAGAUGGACAGCGUAGUGCGUGCCGUUAUCGAGGCCAUUCAUUCCUCACCCACCCGUGCUGUUCUUUGCCUCUCUGGUGGCGCAUCGCAGGCUCUAGGUUGGCUGUUGUCGGUGCCACGAGCGUCAAGCACGGUGUUGGAGGCCACAUUCAUGUACUCCAGGGCUUCUAUGGUUCAACUUCUUGGCAAGGUUCCCACUCAGUCUGUUUGUCGAGAAACAGCUGACGAAAUUGCUCUGGAAGCGUAUAAUCGAGCUUUAGAACUUUCAAUGCCUGAAGGUAUGCAAGUAGCUGGAAUUGGAUUCACAGGUGUCUUAGCCUCUAUACCGCCAAAGCGUGGAGACCACAGGUGCUUCGUGUCAGCUCGCACUCAAAAUGGACUUUGGCAGUAUGAUUUGACUCUUGCAAAGGGCCAUCGAGAUCGAUAUGGAGAAGAUUAUCUGACAAGCUGCCUAUUGGUUAAGACAUUAGCCAAUGUAUGCGGAACUAUCGAUGAUAUACCACUGGAUUUAAAAGAAGGCAUAGAGAAAUUAAGAGAGACAAAAUUGGUGUACAGCGAGGAAGAGCAGCUACAGCAGUUACUGAGUGGCAAGAUCUGUAUGAUUAAUUUCUCCGAUCGUGUAAACUCACCAACUUCGGGUACUAGAAGGGUGGUAUUAUCUGGAUCAUUUAAUCCACUUCAUGAUGGUCAUGUCAAGCUCUUGGAUGCGGCUUGCAGCUUGCGGGAAGGUGGGCUUCCAUGCUACGAACUAUCUGCAAUUAAUGCAGACAAACCACCAUUGGGACUUACAGACAUAAAGGAACGCUCAAAUCAAUUUCGCUCUGGGAAUACAUUAGUUGUGACAAACCAACCGUAUUUCUUUAAGAAGGCAGAGCUCUUUCCGGACAGCACGUUUGUUGUUGGGGCAGACACAGCUUUAAGACUGUUAGAUCCAAAGUACUAUGGGAAUAGUAAAGUUCGGAUGGUGGAGGUGAUGCUAGGAAUAAGGAAACUUGGCUGCGAUUUCUUGGUAGCAGGACGAAAAGUGGACGAAGCUUUUAAGGUACUCGCUGAUGUAGAAGUUCCAACUGAAGUGGAGGGCAUGUUCCAAGAGAUUCCACUGAGCUUGUUUCAGUCAGAUCUCUCAUCUACCCAGUUGCGGGCGCAAGCACGGCAGCAAGGCUGAAUUGUACACAAUUGUGUUUCUUCCAGUUCUAGUACACUGGAUGAUUAGAGGCAGGUAUGUAACAUGUGCGCUGCUGUUUAAGAGCAAAAAUACGGAAUAACCCAUAGUUACAGGCUAACUGUGUACAAAGGACAGAGUUGACAUUCUGCAUCUGAGUCACGGUCACCCUUUUAUGCAUCUUCGUGACGUUGACAACAGUCAUAACGUUGCAAUGCCAUUUUAGAAAAGUUAUUUUUAGUAUUUUGUUCAUAGAGUUCUCUGCUCAUUUACGUCAAACAUAUUGCUAGAACUUUAUUUCACCAAGUUCACUAAGCUCUCUUAGAGUAAAUGCAUGCCAUUUCUACCAAAUGGUGUGUCAACUUCGUGUGCCAUUGUGUCUUGUUGAUGGACCCACAUUUGAGCUAUGUAUGGCCUGGGUGGUUGGCCCCGCUAGGCCACAUAAGACACAUGCAAAAUUUCACAUUUAUUUUGUUACUA
Molecule: messenger RNA, 1884 nt
Organism: Physcomitrium patens
Lineage: Eukaryota; Viridiplantae; Streptophyta; Bryopsida; Funariales; Funariaceae
Source: RefSeq, a predicted model, not a curated record